Messenger RNA from Durio zibethinus, 3184 nucleotides. RefSeq names its product molybdenum cofactor sulfurase-like. NCBI's taxonomy places the organism in Eukaryota, Viridiplantae, Streptophyta, Magnoliopsida, Malvales, Malvaceae. The record is from RefSeq and is a predicted model, not a curated record. Gene Ontology annotation, biological process: Mo-molybdopterin cofactor biosynthetic process. Gene Ontology annotation, molecular function: molybdenum ion binding; molybdenum cofactor sulfurtransferase activity; pyridoxal phosphate binding.
AAUAUUAGAGCCAAUCUUAAAAAUUUCUUAACUUCUCCCUUAAAAAAAAGAAACUCGAGGACAGACAACCCCACAUCAAUCCAAGUCUUUUGCUGGUCAACAUUGCUAUCUAUGGCCAUCUCCGCCUGAAAGUUCCCUGCAAAGUUUUUCUUUUUUAUUAUUAUUAUCAAAUGGAAGACAAGGAAGAGUUUCUCAAGGAAUUCGGUGACUAUUACGGUUAUCCCAACGGCCCAAAAACCAUCAACGAAAUUCGGGCCACCGAGUUCAAGCGAUUAAAAGAUACUGUGUAUUUGGACCAUGCCGGAGCAACCCUUUACUCCGAGUUGCAGAUGGAAGCUAUCUUCAAAGAUCUUACUACUAGUGUUUAUGGAAAUCCCCAUAGCCAAAGUGAUUCUAGUUCAACCACUAGUGACAUUGUAAGGGAAGCACGCCAACAGGUCCUUGAUUACUGCAAUGCUUCUCCAAAGGAUUAUAAAUGCAUAUUCACUUCUGGGGCAACAGCUGCAUUGAAACUUGUAGGGGAGAACUUUCCAUGGAGCUGUAAGAGCACCUUUAUGUACACAAUGGAAAAUCAUAAUAGUGUACUUGGUAUUAGAGAAUAUGCUCUCAAUCAAGGAGCUGCAGCCUUUGCAGUAGAUAUAAAAGAGGCUGUGGAUCAGGAUGGAGCAUCUAGAAGCUCUGUGAAUUCAGUUAAGGUAUCACAGCAUCCAGUACAGAGAAGAAAUGAAGCUGAAGUUUUGGAAGGGGAGCUUACAGGUGAUGCUUAUAAUUUAUUUGCCUACCCCUCAGAGUGCAAUUUCUCUGGAGUGAGAUUUAGUCUUGAUUUGGUGAAUAUUGUUAAGCAAAACGCUGAAAAAAUUUUGAAAGGCUCUCCAUAUUCAAAGGGACGUUGGAUGGUCUUAAUUGAUGCUGCAAAGGGCUGUGCAACACAACCUCCAGAUUUGUCAAUUUAUCCUGUGGAUUUUGUUGCAAUCUCAUUUUAUAAGUUGUUUGGCUAUCCAACUGGACUUGGUGCUCUAAUAAUUCGGAAUGAUGCUGCUAAGUUAUUGAAGAAGACCUAUUUUAGUGGAGGUACCGUUGCUGCUUCAAUUGCUGAUAUUGACUUUGUCAGAAGACGAGACGGUGUUGAGGAGCAUUUUGAGGAUGGCACCAUUUCAUUCCUUAGCAUAGCAUCUAUCCGUCAUGGAUUUAAAAUAUUUAAUACCCUCACUACCUCUGCAAUGUGCCGGCAUAUCAUGUCACUUGCCAUGUUUUUGAAGAAGAAGCUCUUAGCUUUCCGACAUGAAAAUGGAGAAAGUGUCUGCACACUUUAUGACAAUACUAGUUUGAAGGUUUCUAGUCAUGACUCUGGCUCAAUUGUCUCAUUGAACCUGAAAAGACCUGAUGGUUCUUGGUUUGGAUAUCGGGAGGUGGAAAAAUUGGCAUCCUUAUCUGGAAUUCAGCUACGGACAGGAUGCUUUUGCAAUCCUGGUGCUUGUGCAAAAUAUCUUGGCUUGUCCCACUCAGAUCUUCUUUCUAACCUAGAGGCUGGGCACGUUUGCUGGGAUGACAAUGAUGUAAUAAAUGGAAAACCAACUGGAGCUGUUAGAGUAUCUUUUGGUUACAUGUCAACUUAUGAAGAUGCCAAGAAAUUUAUUGAUUUUAUAAGAAGUUCCUUUGUAUCAAUACCAAGUGAGUUCAAGAAAGGAUAUCUGCUCAGAGCAAAGUCAAAUCCAUAUCCAACUGAAGGCAUUGAAAAUCGACUAUCAAGUUCUGGUUGCUACCUUAAGUCCAUCACCAUCUAUCCAAUAAAAUCAUGCGCAGGUUUCAGUGUGCAAAGUUGGCCUCUGAGCAGUGCUGGUCUGAAAUAUGAUCGAGAAUGGCUUCUUAAAAGCUGGACUGGAGAAAUUCUUACACAAAAGAAGGUUCCGGAAAUGUCCCUCAUUAGCACCUUCAUUGACCUCAAUCAGCAGAUAUUGUCUGUAGAGUCACCCUGUUGUGAAGGGAAGCUGCAGAUCAAAGUAGACUCUGAUUCCUAUCUUUGUGGGAAAGAAGAAUUUUAUUUGCAUAGCCAAAGAUUGCAGCAUAAUGGUUAUUUCUCGAUCAUCAGAUAUGAAGUCCGAUGUUAUGAAAAUGAAAUCGAUCAAUGGUUCAGUAAUGCUGUUGGUCAACCUUGCUCUUUAGUGCGAUGUUGCCAUUCCCAGUAUUGCUCUACUUUGAGCAACAACGGAAGUAUGGGAAUGUGCAGAGAUGUGGACAGCAGGGUGAAUUUUGCAAAUGAAGCUCCGUUCUUAUUGAUUUCUGAGGAGAGUGUAUCUGACCUCAACAACAGACUAUGCUCAAAUACUCAAAAACACUCUGUUGGUGCCCCAGCUUAUGUCAACCCAAUGAGAUUUCGGCCCAAUCUUGUCAUAUCUGGAGGUGAACCAUACGCUGAAGAUGGAUGGAGAAAUCUUAAAAUUGGGAACACAUAUUUUACAUCUUUAGGUGGUUGCAACCGCUGCCAGAUGAUCAAUUUUUAUCAUCAAACAGGGCAAGUGAAGAAGACGAGUGAACCUUUGGCAACUCUAGCAUCGUACAGAAGAGUGAAAGGGAAGAUUUUAUUUGGGAUUUUGCUGAGGUAUGAUCCUGGUAAUAGGGCUGGCUUGGAUACAAAUUCGUGGCUUACAGUGGGAGAGGAAGUUCACUCAAAUUCAGAAUGAAAGGGAUGGACAUAGAAAAACCUAUUUGUUGUAGAAGCAUACAUGUGUAGGAAAUAUUACAUACCCCUGAACAGUGGGAUACACAAAGUUCACAACAUUAAACAAGGGUCUCAGCUUUGAAAAUGAUAGUGUCAUUCCCGAAUGCUCUAACUGCCAAGCCAGCUAUUGUUUUAUAUAACGAACAAUUUGCGGAUAUGCUGAUUUGCCGUUGAAACAGGAUAUAUUGCAUAGCCUUUUCCUGUAAGUUUAUCAUCGUUUUAGAGUAAUUUGUUGCUUUCUUAUUUUGGUUGAGUAAUAUCCAUGACAAAAUAUAUAGAUAUGUUGCAAUCCUAACCAAACAAGAAUAGGAAGACAAGAUUUUCGGUUUACCUUUAUUCAAAUUGAAAUUAUAAAAUUUGGUGAAAUUCCAACAAAACAUUGGACUGAUGCUUGAUUUAUUAGACCUCGGUAUCAUUUAAUCAAGAUCCAUGACAGUUUCAAGGAAGGUGUUCUUCACGUUAAAU